AUGGGCCAAAUAACCCUCUACUACUCCCCAGGAGCCUGUUCCUUAGCGCCCCACAUCCUCCUCCAAGAAAGCGGGCUUGAAUUCUCCAUCCAUAAAGAGAAAACGGGCCAAUUCACACCAGCCCUCUACGCUUUGAACCCUAAAGGCAAAAUCCCCGUCCUUGCCCUCGACAACAACGAAAUCAUAACCGAGAACCCAGCGAUCAUGAACGCGAUCUCAACUCUCGUGCCUGAGAAAGGCCUAUUCGGAAAGACGCCUUGGGACACUGUCCGGGUGCAUGAAUGGUUGACGUGGCUCUCGGGUACCCUGCACGGGCAGGGCUUCGGGUUGUUGUUUCGAUUCCGCCGGUACACAGAUGAUGAGGGGCAGUUUGAGGGGCUGAAGAAGCGGGGGAUGGCCAUCGUGACGGAUUGUUUUCAGAUUAUUGAGCAGAAGUUGACUCAAGCCGGUCCUGGUGGUUUUGCUGUGGGGGGUGUAUUUACGGCGGUUGAUGCUUAUUUUCACACAUGGUCGCCGUUCAAUCCAAACUGUAGGCAUUACUAG
Aspergillus oryzae RIB40 is the source of this 543-nucleotide messenger RNA. RefSeq lists its product as uncharacterized. Lineage: Eukaryota; Fungi; Ascomycota; Eurotiomycetes; Eurotiales; Aspergillaceae. The transcript is spliced from 2 exons. Bases 1 to 543 code for a protein of 180 amino acids. The record is from RefSeq and is a predicted model, not a curated record.